GGAUGCUUGGCUUCGCGGUCUCUACCUGCUAUGAUAUAAGAGCGUGAGAUGGGCGCGCCAGGAUUGUGAACUCACGGACUGCUGUGUCUUAGACUUGUCCAUCAUCCGGCAUCUUACACUACGCUUUAAGAUAGACAGGAUGCAGCUCCACCAAACCCCUGUUGUUGUUAUCGGCUGCGGUGUUGCUGGGCUUUCUGCUGCAUACCAACUGGCAGAUGCCGGUUACCUGGUGACAAUUCUGGCAAAGGAGUUCCCGGGGGAGAACAACAUCAUGUACACCUCAGACUGGGCUGGGGCUAGCCUAGGCUUCGCUGCGGGGGGCUCCUUUCGCGCGAGACGCGUCUCCCAAGAGACGUUCCAAACGUUCUGGGACAUUUCGUCUAGGUAUGCGCCGGAGGAAUGUGGCAUUUGUCGAAUUACGCAGGAGACGUACUUUGACAAGAAGCCGGAUCCGAGCCUUAUAUGGUACAGCAAGGAAGCACCUGACUUUCGCAUACUCUCACCGAGCGAGUACCCAGCGCAGUACGCCUUCGCUGUGUCGUAUACGAGCAUGACCCUGGAGCCGCCUCGGUACCUUCCUUGGCUGGUUAAACAGGUCCAGUCCAAAGGUGUUAAGAUCAUGCGUGUGGAGGUCGAUUCUUUACGUGCUGCGCUGGAUCAUAUCCCAGACGCGAAAGCGAUCAUCAACUGCUCGGGUAUCGGCUCACGCUACCUCAAGGAUGUGAAGGACGAUGCGGUUUUCCCCGAGCGUGGGCAGACGUGUGCUAUCCGGACCAGCUUCAAGAAGCUGAUUAUCCGCAGCGGGGCGGAGUAUACCUACCUCAUUCCGCGCCCGCUGAGCGGCCUGCUGAUCCUUGGCGGAAUCAACGAGCCGUUCAACACCUCUCCAGAGCCUAACCCGGCCUCGCGCGAAAUGUUUAAGCAGCGGGCGCACAAGAUCUGCCCGGAAUUAGGACCUGUAGAUCAGAUGGAAUUCGUGAUGGACAUCGUGGGCGUCAGGAGCACGAGGAAGGGCGGGUACAGGCUUGAGAGGCAAGAGGGAGGCAAGCUUCCGAUUGUUCAUUCCUAUGGCUACAAUGGCGGAGGAUAUCAGGCUUCAAUGGGUGCCGGCAAGGAGGUGGUACGACUGCUUCGGGGGGAGGACUCCUACUGAUUAUUAUGGAUUGUUCCGGUAGAAUUAAGAAAGGUCG
Dacryopinax primogenitus is the source of this 1190-nucleotide messenger RNA. RefSeq names its product nucleotide-binding domain-containing protein. The transcript has 5 exons. The coding region runs from base 140 to 1153 and encodes 337 amino acids. Lineage: Eukaryota; Fungi; Basidiomycota; Dacrymycetes; Dacrymycetales; Dacrymycetaceae. The record is from RefSeq and is a predicted model, not a curated record. Gene Ontology annotation, molecular function: FAD binding; D-amino-acid oxidase activity.